Molecule: messenger RNA, 7374 nt
Organism: Neofelis nebulosa (Clouded leopard)
Lineage: Eukaryota; Metazoa; Chordata; Mammalia; Carnivora; Felidae
Gene: SASH1
Product: SAM and SH3 domain containing 1
Exons: 20
Coding region: 89-4249 (1386 amino acids)
Molecular function (GO): protein binding
Source: RefSeq, a predicted model, not a curated record
GGGCGGGCGGGGGGGGCCGGCCGCGCGCUGGUGCGGAGCGAGGGCGCCCCGGGGACCCGGACGCACGGCUGGCGCGCGGGACGCGGCCAUGGAGGACGCGGGAGCAGCCGGCCCGGGGCCGGAGCCCGAGCCCGAGCCCGAGCCCGAGGGGGGCGCCGGCAUGUCCGAGGCGUUCUCCCGGCUCUGGAGCGACGUGAUGGGCAUCCUGGACGGCUCCCUGGGAAACAUCGAUGACCUGGCGCAGCAGUAUGCAGACUAUUACAACACCUGUUUCUCCGAUGUCUGCGAGAGGAUGGAGGAGCUGCGGAAGCGGAGGGUUUCCCAGGACCUGGACGUGGAGAAACCCGAUGCCAGCCCCACGUCACUUCAGCUGCGGUCCCAGAUCGAAGAGUCGCUUGGCUUCUGUAGCACCGUGUCAACACCAGAAGUGGAGAGAAAGAGCACUCUUCCUAAGUCAAACUCAGAAGACGGCUCUGUAGGAAAAGGAGAUUGGAAGAAGAAAAAUAAGUAUUUCUGGCAGAACUUCCGAAAGAACCAGAAAGGAAUAAUGAGACAGACUUCAAAAGGAGAAGAUGUGGGCUACGUUGCCAGCGAGAUAACAAUGAGUGAUGAGGAACGGAUUCAGCUGAUGAUGAUGGUCAAGGAGAAGAUGAUCACCAUUGAGGAAGCACUUGCAAGGCUCAAAGAGUAUGAGGCCCAGCACCGGCAGUCAGCGGCCUUGGACCCUGCCGACUGGCCAGACGGUUCCUACCCGACGUUCGAUGGCUCGUCAACCUGCAACUCAAGAGAACAAUCGGAUGAUGAGACUGAGGAGUCGGUGAAGUUUAAGAGAUUACACAAGCUGGUCAGCUCCACUCGCAGAGUGAGAAAGAAACUAAUCAGGGUGGAAGAAAUGAAAAAGCCCAGCACCGAAGGCGGGGAGGAGCAUGUGUUUGAGAAUUCCCCAGUUCUGGAUGAGAGGUCCGCCCUUUAUUCUGGAGUACACAAGAAGCCAUUUUUCUUUGAUGGCUCUCCUGAGAAACCUCCAGAAGAUGAUUCAGACUCUCUCACCACUUCUCCAUCAUCCAGCAGCCUGGAUACCUGGGGAGCCGGCCGGAAGUUGGUCAAAACCUUCAGCAAAGGAGAGAGUCGGGGCCUGAUUAAGCCCCCCAAGAAGAUGGGGACGUUCUUCUCCUACCCAGAAGAAGAAAAGGCCCAGAAGGUCUCCCGCUCCCUAACUGAGGGGGAGAUGAAGAAGGGUCUCGGGUCCCUGAGCCAUGGGGUAAGUACGGAUGGUGUUUGCUUCUAUGACCACCACCGACGUAGGCACCACCUUCUAGUGUCCCUGGAGGAGGUUCAGAGUGUCCGGAAGCAAAUCCGCCUGAAGAAAAUGGAUACUAAUUAUUCAUGUUCCAGAGCUUUUCUCUGCCAGCGUCCCUCCAGAAAAGGAGUCAGCAGUGUGACCUGUGACCUGCUCCGGCAGAAACCCAAAGGGGGAGGGAGCUGCGGCGUCCCCAGCAGGAGGGCGCGCGGGCGCCCCUCGGUCAGCGAGUUCAAUAUCACCUACGUGGUGGAGCGGAGCCUGUACAGCCACCUGAACCUGACCCAGCUAGUGCGGCCUGCCUCGGACAGGACCCUGAGCAAGGCCGAGAGACAGGACCUCAGGCGGUGCCUGCUGGAGGAGGAUGAGGAGACCAAGAGGAAGUGGGCCGCCACGGUCGACCGCUGUACUAAAAGGGUUCUCUUGAGAAUCCACCAGAAGUCCAGAACCUGCAGUUUUGGAGGAUUUGACUUGACGAAUCGUUCUCUACACAUUGGCAGCAACAGUUCGGACCCAAUGAGUAAAGAAGGAGAUUUUGUGUACAAAGAAGUUAUCAAAUCACCCACGGCCUCCCGCAUCUCUCUUGGAAAAAAGGUGAAAUCCGUGAAAGAGACAAUGAGGAAGAGAAUGUCUAAAAAAUACAGCAGCUCUGUCUCUGAGCAGGACUCGGGCCUGGAGGGAAUGCCCGGCUCCCCUCCGUCUUCACAGCCUGACGGUGAACACAUGGACAAACCGAAGCUCAAAGCCGGAGGUUCUGUCGAGAGUCUGCGGAGUUCUCUGAGUGGCCAGAGCUCGAUGAGUGGUCAGACCGUAAGUACCACGGAUUCCUCAACCAGCAACAGGGAGAGUGUCAAGUCAGAAGACGGUGAUGAUGAGGAACCCCCCUACCGGGGCCCCUUCUGCGGGCGUGCCAGGGUGCACACCGACUUCACGCCUAGUCCCUAUGACACGGACUCACUCAAGCUCAAGAAAGGAGACAUCAUCGACAUAAUCAGCAAGCCACCCAUGGGCACCUGGAUGGGUCUGUUGAACAACAAGGUCGGCACAUUCAAGUUCAUCUAUGUAGAUGUGCUAAAUGAGGAAGAAGAGAAGCCCAAGCGCCCAACCAGGAGGAGGAGAAAAGGAAGACCACCCCAGCCCAAAUCUGUGGAGGAUCUCCUUGAUCGGAUCAACCUGAAAGAGCACAUGCCCACUUUCCUGUUCAAUGGGUAUGAAGACCUGGACACCUUUAAGCUCCUGGAGGAGGAAGAUUUGGAUGAGUUAAAUAUCAGGGACCCGGAACACAGGGCUGUUCUCUUGACGGCGGUGGAGCUGUUACAGGAAUAUGACAGUAACAGCGACCAGUCGGGAUCCCAGGAGAAGCUGCUUGUCGACAGCCAGGGCCUGAGUGGAUGCUCUCCACGAGACUCCGGGUGCUACGAGAGCAGCGAGAACCUGGAAAAUGGCAAGACUCGGAAGACCGGCCUUCUCUCUGCCAAGUCGUCAGUGGAGUCCAGCUUUAAGUCCUUCAACAGGAAUCAGCUGGGCAACUACCCAACCCUGCCUUUGACAAAGUCCGGGGAUGCGCUGAAGCCCGGGGAGGAAGGCAGGCUGGGCAGCGGUCUCGCCCCUCACACCUCCAAGUGCUGUGACCAGCCAUGUGUGACUGGUCUGAAGAAAAACCGAAGAAGCCUGCCCGUUUCCAUCUGUCGGAGCUGUGAGACCCUGGAGGGCCCCCAGCCCGUGGAAACUUGGCCCAGAUCCCAUUCCCUGGACGACCUUCAAGGAGAGCCUGCUGCUGAGAAGGAUGUGCCCGGCGAGGUGACAGAACCCUCCCCUCAGAUUGUACCACAAGUGCCACAAAAGACAACCCCCUCCAUCACAAAGGUUCAAAGCCCCAAACGAGAUCCUGCUGUUGACAAUGCACUGCUACUGACCCAAAGCAAGAGAUUUUCUGAACCUCAGAAGACAGCUAAGAAACUAGAUGGCUCCAUAGCAGCCUCCUCCCGUGGCACAUCACCUCCUCCGUGUUUGCCCAAAAACUAUGAUGCUCAACCUCCUGGAGUUAAACACGGUUUAACAAGGACACCUCUCGAGGGUCACAGGAAAGGACUCGAGUCUGAAGGAACACAUCAUCCCGUGGGCACCAAAGAAGGCCUAGAUGCCGCGCAGAGGGGCCCCGAGGCAAGAACGCAGGCCAGACAUCCCUCCCAGCCUCCACCUGUUCCCGCCAAGAAAAGCCGAGAACGCCUGGCCAACGGACUCCACCCCGGCCCUCCCGGUCCCGACGCACCAAGCCUGCCCGCUAAAAAAGGCAGCCCCGGUGACUGUCACUCACCUCAGGCUCCUAGGCCUCCCUCGGCACAGGAGCCCGGCAGCCCGCCCAGCUCGAGGCCGCCACCCUGGCUCUCAGAGCUCCCGGAGAGCGCCAGCCUCCAGGAGCAUGGCGUGAAGCUGGGCCCGGCUCUGACCAGAAAGACCUCCUGCGCCCGGGGAGUGGACCUGGAAACGCUCACUGAGAACAAGUUGCGAGCUGAAGGCAUCGAUCUCACUGAGGAGCCGUACUCUGAUAAGCACGGCCGCUGUGGGAUUCCCGAAGCCCUGGUGCAGCGAUAUGCAGAGGACUUGGAUCAGCCCGAGAGGGAAGUUGCCACCAACAUGGACCAGAUCCGCGUGAAGCUGCUUCGGAAGCAGCACCGCAUGGCGAUCCCAAGUGGUGGACUCACAGAAAUCUGUAGAAAGCCCCUCUCUCCCGGAUGUGUCUCGUCUGUGUCAGAUUGGCUGGUUUCCAUCGGUCUGCCCAUGUAUACCAGCGCCCUCACUGAAGCCGGGUUCAGCACAUUGGGCCAAGUGCCUUCUCUGUCCCACACUUGCCUUCAGGAGGCCGGCAUCACAGAGGAGAGACACAUAAGCAAGCUUGUGUCUGCAGCCAGACUCUUCAAACUGCCACCAGGCCCCGAGGCCAUGUAGCCAGGCCCAUCAUGGAGCUCCCCGGACAAGAGCCACCCUUUCACUGUGCUUAGGAUGCUAACGCAAUCCCUCCUCCUUGGGACCUGCAGACCAGAUCCAGAAGAAAGGCCCGGUGUAAGGCCGACCGGAGCACGAAACCUCGGCACGGGACUGAUGACCCUCUCUUCUCCAGAAGAGCCCCCCUCGAGGAAAUUGGUGUGGUUCUCUUUGACUCCCCCAAAGAAAAGACAAGCACUAACUUUUAUUUUCAGAACACAAAAGAACCAGGAUGCCAGCUCGCCGCCCAUGCUGUGCCUCCAGUCUGUCUUGGUGUGCUGGCAGAGGGAGGGGGCAGCCGCGUUCGUUUCUGAGAAUGCCCUUGCCUUGCUGUCUGUCACCCUGCAGGAUGCCUGAGGGCAGGCGGGUAUUGGCCAGGCCAAAGUAACAGACCCAGGAGUUACUGUACGCCAUUGACUAUGCUUGUUUAUUCAAAAGUAAGAAAAUCUGGCUGCAUUAGGGGAAAAAAAAAAAAAAAAAAAGUCCUAUUCUCCUUUAAGUAAACAAGAGACAUUUUAAUAAUUGCUUUCUAGCAAUCAGCUUUUAUUUGCCUUAAUAUAAGCUUUUAAGCAGUUAUCUGGUGUUCACUACCCUGUAACCAUAGUUCCAGAUCUUCGGCCUAGACUGCCAUCUAACAUACCAGAGAUGUUUUCAGCAAAAAAAAAAGAAAAAAAGAAAAAAGAAAAAAAAGAAAGAAAAGAAAAAAAAGAAAAAAAAGGGCUUUUCUAAUUGCCUCACUCUAACAUGGCUUAAUUUGUAGGGGUGUUUGUCAGGCACAAACUUCAUGUUGGCUUUCAGUUUUUAAACUAACCACAAAUCCAGUAAAAAGCUAUCUGAAACUCACAGGUCAGGUGUGUAUGUGAGCGUGCAUGCAUGUGUGUCCAUGUGUGAGCGCGUGUGUAUAGAAACUACCUUCAUUUUAAAUCAGUUUUGUUUUGUCUACGAUGUUGGUCACCGUGCUGCAGUAUUGACUUUGACUCCCGACCACGACCAUUCCAGAAUUCACUCAUCAGCUAACAGGUCACCUUUGCAAAGCCACCGUAAGGUUGAAUAUUUCAGAAAGAUGCUUUUAAAAGGGAAGUAGUUUAUAAGAGAUUUUUAAAGUUUUUUUUUCCACUUUUAUAAUUAAGGUACUGUUUUCCUCCCUUUAUUAAGAGAUCAUUGUUUUAAUUCAGAUAAUAGUUCAUUCUGGAGCCAGACAAAGCACGUUAGCCAUGUAUUAAGUAUUUGCCAUUUUCAGUUGUUUUCCUACUGAUUAGAGCGUUUACCAUUCUCUUUUAGUCUGGUGUCUGACUUUUCUAGCACACAGAAAUUUAGGCAACUAAAUUAAGGUUUCCGUUGCUUACUAAAUGAAUUUCCUCUACAUUCUUAGUCAUGAGAACUAUUCUAAGCAUUGAAUGUGAUCAUUGACAACAAACACUUUGAAGACAAAGCCUUGAUCAAAAGCUCUUAAACAUUUCAUCUCCUCGUUAAAACGAUUCCCCUCAAGGUGGGGGGGGGGGAGUAACUUCACUCAUUACAAAGCCAUCUUCAGCAUUUGCUCUAUGUACUUGGAUCCGUGUUUCUGAGGAAAAGGAUGUUCUCAGGUUAUAUAUUUUUUUCACGCUUUGGUAUACAUUUAAAAAAAAUACGUUUCUUCAAUAGUAUUCACCUUCUAUAAGACGCCAUGUGAAAAAGUUGUGGAAAUGCAGAAUAAAAGCUAAAAGCUGCCAACUUUCUACCGAAAUCUGAAAAACAGCCCAUUUUUGCCAUCUCGGGUUGUGCACACAGCCCACGUGGACUGUGACGAUACCGUCGAACUGUAGCGCUUGUGCUGUGGUGGAGACAGGUGCAGGGACACGGAGCCUCAGCAUGACAUUCUGAGAUCCUGCUCAUAGUGUAAGCCGACCACACACAAGUCACACAACAGAUAACAGAGGAGAAGGGGUCAUCUUCUGUGAAUUUCCCAGUGUUAGUUCAUUUUCAGUGUCAGAUUUUCAUUUAAGUGGCACCAGAAAAGGGAAUGUUCUGGAGUUCUUGAAAAUGCCAAACCCUAUUUUUGUCCUUCUUCUUUGGAAAUCAUUGCCUUUGCGUAGAAAAAUCAAAUUCAGGGACCAUGAAUGAUUUUUAGUGGGAAGAUCUUCCUAACCUGAGGGGUCUGAGAUUUUUACUUUAUCGUGCUUUUAAAGAAAAAAAAUUUUUUUUGUUAUUGUUACUAUUUGUUUGGUCUUUUGCUUUAAACUCUUAAUUUGAUCCUAGAAAAGCCUGAAUGUUUGUGUGUGACAUUUGACUAAGGUGGUUUAGGGACCGCGUGUCAGAAGACAGGUAGGUGUUAGGCGCCAGCAAUAUCCGGUUUUAAUCAGUUGCACUUGGUACAGAAUGUUGAGGAAGGGUUUAAAGUGUCGUCUUUGGAAAGCACAAAAGAAACCUGGAAAGGCAGUUUGGCUCAGGUAGCUACAUAUCCGUUGUGUGUAAUUUUUACUGUAAAGCUGUCUAGAAGGACAUGCGGCCAGCCCCAACCACUAUUUACAUUCCCAGAUAACCAGGAAGCAGAUACAUUUUCAUGGCCUUCUCUUAGCAGCCCUUUUCUCUGUCCUGAUCCCCGGUGUGGGUGAAAUUGGAAAUUGCUAGUCUAUUGCAAACCAGUUCCUGACAUAGCAAAAUUUGCUUUCAUAACUGCAGCAAAAGAAAUCAGUUCACCAAGUCAAUGCUGCAUUGUGUGUACUGUAUUAUUUUCAGAAAAUAUAGUAGUCUGAGUCCAAGUUACCUUGAUUUUAAAUUGAUAGAGAAAUGCAAGAAACUGUCAAGCAAGUUAUAUAACAACUAACAACAUUGCACUUUCUGUAUAUGAAAUCAAUAUUUAAAUAACUUAUUUUUCUCCAUUGCUGUUCUUAAACAUUGUAAGUAGCUGUAAUAUACCAGUACCGAUAUGUCCUUGCGAUUGCUUCAGCCCAGGAAAGCUGUGUAUUGUUUUAAAAAUUGUAAAAACUAUUGUGAUGAUUCAUUUAGCAAAGAGAAAGGUGGACAGAAGGGUUUUCCUAUGUAUCAAACUUGUCUAUAAUUAUGUCAUCUUAUGUACCUAGGAAAAAUAAAUAAAUUUCGUCACUUGA